Messenger RNA from Plodia interpunctella (Indianmeal moth), 736 nucleotides. RefSeq names its product TRAPP subunit 33 (gene Trs33). NCBI's taxonomy places the organism in Eukaryota, Metazoa, Arthropoda, Insecta, Lepidoptera, Pyralidae. Gene Ontology annotation, cellular component: trans-Golgi network; cis-Golgi network; TRAPP complex. The record is from RefSeq and is a predicted model, not a curated record. The transcript is spliced from 3 exons. Bases 181 to 657 code for a protein of 158 amino acids. Gene Ontology annotation, biological process: endoplasmic reticulum to Golgi vesicle-mediated transport; regulation of GTPase activity.
GACAGUGAUUAUAUUGCUUGUUUUCUUUUCAUCGUCGAUUCAUCGAAUCAUCUUUGAUUUAAUUUUACAUACAUUAUUUAAUUACCUACACAGUUUUCAAUUUGUAAUCCCAUUUAUUCCUCGUUUUAAAAAAAUAUCGCCUAUUCUGCCACAGAGUCCUACUGCCUGCUCGACCAGAAGAUGGCAGAUGAUAUACUUUUUGAGUUACUUCAUUCCGAAAUUAUUAAUUAUUCUCUUGAACAAUCAAAGGACAGUAACGAAAAAAAAGAAACUGAUUUGUCUGUUGUUGAGUAUAUUGGAUUUGCAGCUGGCUACAAAAUAAUGGAGAGGCUGACUAGAGAAUGGCCACGAUUUAAAGAUGAACUAGACACUAUGAAGUUUAUUUGUACAGAUUUUUGGACUUGUAUAUACAAAAAACAAAUUGAUAAUCUCCGUACCAAUCAUCAAGGAGUUUAUGUAUUGCAAGAUAAUGCAUUCAGAUUUCUCACAAACUUUUCUAACGGACAUCAGUAUUUGGAAUAUGCUCCCAGAUAUGUUGCAUACACUUGUGGUCUAAUACGAGGUGGAUUGGCUAACCUUUGCAUCAACAGUGUGGUCACCGCUGAAGUUCAAAAUAUGCCAUCUUGCAAGUUUCACAUACAUGUCCAAAGGACAUAAUAAAAAAAGUAUUAUUAUGUUGUUUAUAUCCAUUUAAUUAGUGUAAAUAUAAAUAAAAACAUACAUAUUUGCUUUUCUC